UAAAAUGUAAGAUGUUUUUGCCAAUACGGAAAUUUAAAACCCCACCGUAUGUACGACAAAUAGUUUAUUUCUUAUUGUUCACCGAAGCGAUACAGGAAGUCAUUUUACAGACUGCUACAUCUUAACAGAGGGAUUAUUUUAAUCCAAACAAUAUUUGAAGAGUUGUCCCUACAAUGGAUGAUAAACAACCGAUCGUUGACUCACAACCGGAUGAGUACCAGCAGGCACAACCUGCUUACCAAUUAACACCGCCUGUUGGGCACCAACAAGGACAUGUGGUAACAGUGCAAGCACAGCCCGUCGAGUUCCAGCAAGGAACUGUGAUAACGGUUCAACCAGGGUUUGGUACCGACCAGGGGAAGCUUCUUAUUCCUUUGGCUGGUAACAGAGCCUGGUCGUCUGGUCUCUUUGACUGUUUCGAGGACAUAUCCAACUGUUUAUUUAUUGCAUUCUGCACACCCUGUGCACAGAGCCAGAUUGCCAGUCGUAUGGGCGAGAAUUGUUGUGUAACAUGUUGUGUCCCCGGUGCCAUGAUAGCACUUAGGCAAAAAUUGCGGACGCUUGGUGGAAUACAAGGUACACUUUUUAAUGACUGCUUAGUGCUUUCAUGCUGCGGCCAAUGUGCUUUGUGUCAGAUGAAGAGAGAAAUGAAUAUCAUGGGGAUCAUGUAACUGUUGUGUUAUACCAGAGAACCAAUGUAGAGGGUUUACCGGUGGAAUUAAAUAAAAUCUUUGCUUUAUGAUUAAGAUAAUUGUGUGAUAUACUUCAUUUCUGAAAAAUCCUCAGUGAAAGAAGAAACUAACAUAAAUAAUAAUACAAAUGUAGAUACAAGAACUUCAUACCACAUGAAGUAAGUCAACAAGCACUAAUUUUCUGGCCAGGAAUUGUCGAUUUUCAAUUUUCAGACAACCAGUUCUACACUUUACCUACAAUAUAGAAGUGGCAUCUAAUUCUGUAUACCAUUUGUGGCAUUCAGUUUCUAAGGAACACAAAUGUCAUUGUUUGACUUUUGGUUACCGCUUUUAUGUGAAAAGAAAUUGUUACCUUACAAAUGUAUAUUUUAUCGCACAGAAAAUUAGA
Molecule: messenger RNA, 1080 nt
Organism: Mercenaria mercenaria
Lineage: Eukaryota; Metazoa; Mollusca; Bivalvia; Venerida; Veneridae
Product: placenta-specific gene 8 protein-like
Exons: 4
Coding region: 174-671 (165 amino acids)
Source: RefSeq, a predicted model, not a curated record